GGAAGAUAAUUUGUUGUCGAUUGAUAGGAGAAUGUAGGGACAGCUCGCUCCUUACUCUUUUUAUUCCCUAGUGUUUUGUGCGGAGUUUUUUUUCAGAUCUGACGAUUAAUACAUCCUUGUAAUUGAGCCGAAAUUUUAUGGCAUUUAGAAUUUGAGCAAAACCGUAAUCUGGAUACAACUUUGAAAAACGUGUCGCCAUGAUCGGCAGUCCGGCCGUGGUCAGCGCGCGACUGUCGCCGAGCCCGUCGCCGUGUCCGUCGCCCGUGCUGCGGCGGCGACAGUCCGCCGCCAGCCGAAACGUCACCGCGGACCCGGGGUCGCACUGCGGCUCCACCGGCCAGGGCCGCUUCGAGCACUUCCCGGCCGACGACCCCGCGCAGCAGGCUGCCGGCGAGCGGGUGCGUCGAAAGCUGCAGUUCUUCUUCAUGAACCCGAUCGAGAAAUACCGCGCUCGGAAGAAGCUGCCAUUCAAGCUGAGCCUUCAGAUAUUCAAAGUGGUGCUGAUCACUAUCCAGCUAAGCUUGUUUGCCACAAGCCGGCUUGCCCAUGUCAGCUUUCUGGAGAACACCCAGUUCUCGCUGGAUCACCUCUUCAUCCUGGGCUGGGAUGUGACGCGUGAGGUGAACGUCUACCCUCCCGGCGCCGGACCGCUGGCCGUCUACUCGCAACAGAGCUACUUCGAGACGCUCGACUUCGCUGUGAAUGCCUACCACGACCUGGACAACCUGACGGUGAGCGGGAUCGGCUACACGGACGACACAGUGCCGCCGGUACGCCUCUGUCUGGAUGGGUAUCGUCGCGCUCGUGUCUUCCCAACCAAUCUGUCGUACGCUUUUGACGCGCAUGUGCGCCAGCGUUGUGUGGAUCUGAGGCCAACCCCUGUAGAAAUACAAAACCACAAUUUCUCCACGCGUGCUUUCCUUGGUAAGCACGACUUCAAUGUGUCCUUUGUCGCCCUGACGCGCACCACGCUGUCGUUCGCGCUGAACGCCGUGCGCCUGAAGGAGAUGAUUCCGGCCAACGAGCCGGACUGCUACCGGCUCCAGGCGGCGUUGGUGCUCGAGAACGGCGGUCAGGACGGCCGGAUGCUGGUCAGGAUGAAUGUAGAGUCGCACCUGAAGCCGUGCAACGGCAACCUGGAAACCAGCGGCGACGGCGCCCCGCUGAAGGUGUUCUUCACGAUCAUCAGCUCUCUGGUCAUUAUGGUCUGCAUUUCUUCUUUCGCUAUGUGUAUGCGUUCCAUGUAUCGAGCACAGCUGCUACGAAUCGAGACCGUGUCUCUGUUGCACGAACAUUUUGAAUACGACCUGACGUACGAGGAACAGUUGCGCUUCCUCAAUCUUUGGUACGUCCUCAUCAUCAUCAACGACGGACUGAUUGUUUUCGCGUCUCUCAUCCAUAUCCAGCUGGAUAUAGACUUGAUCCCGUCUCCUAUUGGUGUCGAGACCUGGAACUUGUGUGCCGUGGUGCUGGGGGCCGGCAACCUCCUCGUCUGGGUGGGCAUGCUGCGCUACUUCAGCUUCUUCAAAUCCUACAACGUCCUGAUCCUGACAGUGAAGAGCGCCAUGCCGAGCGUGCUGCGCUUCUCUGUAUGCGCUACCAUUUCCUAUGCCGGAUUUGUCUUCUGUGGCUGGCUCGUUCUGGCGCCAUAUCAUCUCAAGUUCCGCACCAUUAGCAAGACUUCCGAGACGCUAUUCUCGCUGAUGAAUGGGGAUGACAUGUUCGCGACUUUCGCUCAGGUUUGGCCUCGGUCCAGCAUGAUUUACUGGUUCUCUAAGCUUUACAUCUACGUAUUCAUUUUCUUCUUCAUCUACGUCGUCAUCAGUCUUAUGAUUUCGAUCAUCAUGGACUCGUACGAGACCAUCAAGGCCUUCUACCGCGACGGGUUCCCGAUGUCGCCGCUGGACGAGUUUCUGGCGGUGCGCCGCUCGGCUCCCGAGACGGGCGUGUACCGCGAGGACGAGGACGACUGCUCGCUGCGCCAGCUGUGCUGCUGCGUCCGCCGGCGCGGCGACGCCGACCGACAGCCCAUCAUCGCUGCGGUGGACGACAACGGCGUCACGGCGGAGCCGCCGCUGCUCCGGACGCCGCAGGAUCACGACACUGGCGACAUUACCGUGUGAGAACUGUGACGCACCAGCUCCGACUGAGGUCUGGCUGAGACAGCCAGCGCCCGUCGGCUCAGUGAGGUACGAGAGCUUUCAGCACAAGCGUCAGAGGACAUCGUGUGACAGGCACGUGACGAUGCCUUGUUGCCAAAGAGGUGUGACCUGAGCAUCAAGUGUUUAUUAUUCCAACGCUUUUACCCAUCGUGUGCGUGGCUGGCUGUUUCUUUUAAUCGAUGUGUACGAUAAGUUAUAACUCAGACUUACUUUACCUGUAUUUUACAUGCGUACCUGUAUUCCUAAAAUACGUGAUUUGGGCUUAUGUACGUGUUCUUAUUGAAGAUUAAUGAUGUUCUUUUUUCAUGCAUCGUUCUUUUUAGAAUAAGGCAAGGGUAAUUGGUUUUACAUUCAGCAAUUUUCGUUGAAAAAUUAUAUUUUGGCAAGCGGAUGGAUGACGAAAUGUUCGCUGGUUUUUUAAUAGUUAAGGCUCAGAUUGAAAUUCAUGCCGUUUGCCAUUUUAAAACUGUUUAAUGGUUUAUAUUCCGUUAUGUUUGACGUUAGCACUCAGCACUCAGCGGUGAAUGUUCGCCAGCCUGACGACUUCACGUAUUGGCCGUGUCAUGUGUGCUCGGUACUUGGUAGACCAGAUACCGCUUCACCUCCCAGAUAGUCAAGAUCCAUCACCCAGGGAGUUGCGCUCUGUAACGUAGGACGUAUGUUCAAGGUUAAUCGACCUUGUGCGAUGCAUGUUUUUCCGGUAGUAAAACUCUGAGUUGUGUCUCAAAUCUGUAUGUUCACUGCCGAUGCACUCAAAUACGGAUGCCGACAGAAUCGGGUAUUAUUUCAUUUUGAUUAAUUCUCAUCAUCGGGAACACUAUGCUGUAGGUAUAAUGUAUAUGGUAGAAUAGAUAAUUGUCACUCGUGUGUUUUGUGUUGGAACCCGGAAGAUGUGUGGCGUCUAUGCAUGCUAUGUUCCAAUAUACCCAGAAUCGUC
This is a messenger RNA of Amphibalanus amphitrite, 3099 nucleotides long. RefSeq names its product mucolipin-3-like. The record is from RefSeq and is a predicted model, not a curated record. The coding region runs from base 198 to 2123 and encodes 641 amino acids. The transcript has 2 exons. Gene Ontology annotation, cellular component: lysosomal membrane; plasma membrane. Gene Ontology annotation, molecular function: NAADP-sensitive calcium-release channel activity. Lineage: Eukaryota; Metazoa; Arthropoda; Thecostraca; Balanomorpha; Balanidae.